AUGCCGGAAACAUCCGAAGUCAUUCCUUUGAUCGGUAAGUUGAAGGAUUUUCUUAUUUGUCAAAGCGAGCUACUAAAGAAGAUCCGGGAGUACGCUACCUAUCUUUCUUCAGCCAUCUAUCUUAUGGCCAUAAUGGGCAUCUCUGCGCUGUCAGUCAGUUUCUCGGUAUUUGUUUUGAACCUUCGCCAUGGUGCGGAUUAUUCGGACAGACUCAGUGACAAAUCACUUGACCACAGUGACGGGAGCCUUUAUUACAGUUAUAAGAAUAUGCCACUCUCGCAGCGCUGUAUAAUUGACAAAGCACUGACAAAGUCAGUGAGCACAGAGAAGGGAAUUUCCGCCGAAGCGAAGCCGACUGCAGUCAAAGUGCGGCAAGACAUGUCGAAAACUGCAGUGCUUCCGUAG
Messenger RNA from Cylicostephanus goldi, 405 nucleotides. The record is from the annotation of a GenBank genome assembly. Lineage: Eukaryota; Metazoa; Nematoda; Chromadorea; Rhabditida; Strongylidae.